AAUCUGUGAACAUAACCUCACUUUUGCCAUGUCUUGUUGCUCAACUCAAAGUAUUAUUAUUUGUUUAUUUUGAAGAAAAAUAUGGCAAUAGUUAUUGAGAAGACGUAUUAAGAGAGAGUACACUGUGUUUUAUUUAAAUAUUUCUUAAAAAGAUCCUCUCAUUUAACACAAUGCAGGUAUCAGAAAUUGAUAAUGUGAAAAUUUAUAACCUGAGUGCUGGAAAAGCUCUACCAGAUUGGUUAUCAGAACGUAAAAAACGAGCCCUCUUAAAGAAGAAUGGAGAUCUACGGAGAAGAAUUGAGCUUAUACAAGAGUUUGACAUGCCUGGUCUCAGUACCAACAUUCGCGCCUCCAAAGAUGGCCAGUACAUAAUGGCGACAGGCAUUUACAAGCCCAGAGUGAAAUGUUUUGAUGUGAACAAUUUAUCAAUGAAAUUUGAAAGGUGCCUGGACUCAGAAGUUGUUAAGUUUGAAAUCUUGAGUGAGGACUACACUAAGAUAGUAUUCCUGCAAUGUGACAGAUAUGUGGAGUUCCAUGUGGGUCACGGGAGGCACUACCGCUUGCGAGUUCCGAGAUUUGGACGAGACAUUGCUUACCAUAAACCUUCAUGUGACUUGUUUGUUGUGGGAGCAUCCUGUGAAGCAUACAGACUGAACUUAGAAGCUGGUCAGUUCAUGGCACCAUUUGUUACAAAAGCUACAGAAAUCAACAGCUGUGCAGUGAAUGAGGAGCACGGACUGGUUAUACUGGGCUCGGAGAGUGGGCUGGUGGAGGCGUGGGACCCGCGGACCAAGUCCCGGCAAGGCAUCCUUGAUUGUGCCAUGCACUGUACUGAUUCAGACUAUAGAAAUAAUACCCUACCAGCUAUUAGUUCAUUGAAAUUUGAUGGAGCCCUAAAAAUGGGAGUUGGGACAUCCACAGGACAUGUGCUACUGUAUGACAUCCGCUCCAGCAAACCUCUACUUGUGAAGGAUCACAUGAAUGGGCUGCCUAUUAAGAAUAUUGAGUUUCACAAACAAAUGGAAUAUGUUUAUUCAAUGGAUUCUACAGUUGUUAAAAUAUGGGACAAAAAUACUGGUAAACAAUACACGAGUAUCGAGUCGUCGGCGGACUUCAACGACCUGUGCGUGAUCCCCAACACCGGGCUCUGCAUGAUGGCCGUCGAGGACCAGAAGAUGCAGAUACACUACAUACCUUCCCUAGGGCCGGCGCCGAAGUGGUGCGCGUUCCUUGACAACCUGACGGAGGAGCUGGAGUCGUCGGCGUCGCAGACCGUGUACGACGACUACAAGUUCGUCACCAAGCAGGAGCUCGACGCGCUGGGGCUGGAUCACUUGCUGGGCACCAACUUGCUGCGCGCGUAUAUGCAUGGAUACUUCGUAGACGUACGACUUUACAAGAGAGCGAAAUCCAUAGCGGAUCCAUUCGCCUUUGAGGAGUACAAGAAGCGCAAGGUCCGAGAGAAGAUCGAGCUGGACCGGCCGUCGCGGCUCAAGGUCGAGGACCACCUGCCUAAGGUCAACCGCGACCUGGCGGCCAGGCUCAUGGACACUGAGGGGAAGAAAAAGAAGAAGCCACAGGCUAAUCUGCUGCAGGAUGAUCGAUUUAAGGCUAUGUUUGAGAACCCAGACUUCGAAGUCAACCGAGAUGCUGAGGAGUACAGGUUGUUGAACCCGGUACUGUCCCGGCUGGACAAGACUAAGGCCAAACACAACAAACGAGAGGAGGAAGAAAUGGAGGUACAAUCAGAUCAUGAAGAAGAGAAAGACUCAGACGAAGAGCUUUACGGUGGUUCCAGCGAGAGCUCUGACGAGGACCGGACGUGGGUGAAGGAAGUAAAGAAACAGCACAAGAUGAUCCGCCGCAAGAAUGAGCACCAAGACAAUGAAGAAUCACAGCCGAAGGAGAAGGUAUACGAACUCAAUGAAGCACCCAAGUUCGCGAGCAAUAUCAAGAACAUAACCAGAGUUAGCAAGUCUAGCUUAGGAGAUAGAUUAGCGAGAGAAGCGUUCUCCACGGUGGUGGCAGGUACUGGUGGCAACAGAGAGAUGAAGUUUAGUAUGAGGAGAAACAAAACAGACUCGGAGAACCACAAGAAAAUGCAGAAACACUACCAGGAGAGGAAGCAAAUAGUCAGAAGAACAGGCUUUCUAAGUAAGAAGAAAAUGCCCAAAAUGUAAAUAAUGUUCUGUGAUUAAUUAUAGAUUUGUUAAAUGUA
This is a messenger RNA of Plutella xylostella (diamondback moth), 2218 nucleotides long. Its product is annotated as lethal (2) 34Fd. The record is from RefSeq and is a predicted model, not a curated record. Gene Ontology annotation, biological process: maturation of SSU-rRNA from tricistronic rRNA transcript (SSU-rRNA, 5.8S rRNA, LSU-rRNA). Lineage: Eukaryota; Metazoa; Arthropoda; Insecta; Lepidoptera; Plutellidae. Gene Ontology annotation, cellular component: nucleolus; nucleus; 90S preribosome. Gene Ontology annotation, molecular function: protein binding.